UGACUAGGAACAACUGAUUAGGUUUAAGAUUUUUAAGACAAUAGAUUUCUUAAAAUACAAUUCAUAUAUUAAUGAAAACUUGGUUUGCAUUCCUAUCUUUUCAUAUAUUCACAUUAUAUAUAAUGCUUUUCUCUGGCUUAUUAAAUAGAGUUAUUAUAUAGUGAUACCACAUUUUGUUUGUUUGGAUUAAUGAGAUGUUCUGGCAAUCAUGUAAACCCAUUGAAGUGUGUGUGUGUGUGUGUGUGUGUGUGUGUGAGAGAGAGAGAGAGAGAGAGAGAGAGAGAGAGAGAGAGAGAGAGAGAGAGAGAGAGAGAGAGAGAGAGAGAGUUUUCAGAGCAGUAAAUCAUCCGUCAGCGUCCGGUUCACUCGAAAUGUACAUCAGAUCUGUGGAGAUAACAUCAUCAUGCUGGGAGUUUGCUGAAAGUCGGAAGGAAACUCCAUUACGUGGAUAUGAAUUUUAAAACCCAUCAUGUGACACUUUGGACUGCUCAAUGGAGAUGACUACGAUACUCACCGCGACAAACAGCCAAGGAAAAAGAAUUCUUCAGGAACGUUCCGAACCCAACGUCACAAGUCUUCUGAACGCAUCUGCUCCCUUCCACCAUCACAUGAGCAAUGCAGUGCUGGGCGUUCUGCUCGGCACACUGUCCCUUCUGACCGUCAUCAUGAACCUGCUGGUGCUUUUUGCCGUUAGAAAGGAACGGACUUUACACACGGUGGGGAACCUGUACAUCGUCAGCCUCUCGAUAGCGGACCUCAUUGUCGGGGCGACAGUCAUGCCCUUGAAUCUGGUCUACCUUCUUGAGGACGAGUGGAAACUGGGUCGCGUUAUUUGCCAGUUCUGGCUGGUCAUGGACUAUGUGGCGAGCACGGCCUCCAUUUUCAGCUUGUUCAUCCUUUGCUUGGACAGGUACCGCUCCGUACGCCAUCCCUUACAUUAUUUGAAGUAUCGGACACGAGGUAGAGCGACGCUGCUGAUUUGUAGCGCGUGGCUGCUCUCCAUGACCUGGAUCGUUCCCAUCCUGGGCUGGAGGAUGUUCGCUCAGGUCGACAGGAAGCCAGAGAUGGAGAACCAGUGCGACACGGACUUCCGCUUCGUGACCUGGUUCAAAGUUCUGACCGCCAUCCUCAACUUCUACAUUCCCUCCUUCCUCAUGCUUCUGUUCUACUCGCAGAUUUUCAUCGCAGUCCGCGAUCAUUACAGAGAGUGGGAGAACUUUGCCGGUCCGAUGGUGAAAACAGAAACAGACGACACGUUACAGAACGGCAUGCAGCUGCAGAUAACCAAAGCCUCGGAGAGAGAGAGUCUGGCUUCACAAGCGUAUUCUCAAAACGAGGGCCUGCUGGAUCAGUACAGUUUGGAGCAGGCUUACAACUCGAGGGACAAUAACGAGGACAAUACCGAUUCCUUGACUGAGACCGAGAGGAAGAGCUGCUACAAGAAGAAACCGAUGUUCAGCCUUUCGAAGCGCAUGAGAAAGAGCGUGCAAGACUCCAACGAGAUUUCAUUUCAGAGCGACGAUGGGGAAACUGUUGCCGAAGGCCCGCUGCCAUUAUCUCUCGCCUUCCUGCAGUCCGAGAAUGACCCUCAGCCCGAAACCUUCAUAAAUGCGAAUAACUGUAACGUGUUAGUGCCAAACUCUGUUGGUAACAGUUGUGAGAAUGCACCGACUGUGGAUGUUCACUGCAAUCACAGCACUCCAGCGACCCCGCCGUCGCCCUGGGCUGAGAACAGCCCUCCGCUGGACACACACCCGGUCAAACAGACGUGGCAGAAGCUCUGUGAACAGUCCAAGCAGAGCAUCCACAGCAUGCGCAUCCGGAAGGAGCGGAAAGCCGCCAGGCAGCUCGGCUUCAUCAUUGGCGUCUUCAUGGUGUGCUGGAUCCCGUACUUCAUCACCUUCAUGGUCAUGGCUUUGUGUGAGACCUGUGUCCAUCAUGACCUUCACAUGUUCACAAUUUGGCUUGGGUACAUCAACUCCACCCUGAAUCCCUUCAUAUACCCGCUGUGCAAUGAGAACUUCAAAAGGGUGUUCAAAAAGAUAUUUCAUAUUAACAGAUAAAGUUUAGGAGAAAAACUGCACACUGUUACCCCGUCUGCUCAAUUAGUGUUUUCUGAAGCAGUUCUUGUGACAUGUUUGUACUUUGGUAGCUCUGCGCAUCUGCCAUGCUUGUGUUGUUUUUGGGCAUCUGAGAUCUUGUAAGUACAGAGCAACUGUAUUAUUUGCUGCCUGGUGUCAGUUUGACACGUCUACAAUCUGCAUCAGAUUAUUUGAUAGAUUUAUUCAGAGUGUUUUAAAACUGGCUGUAUUUUAGAAAAACCAAAUCACACCGACACCUGAAUCUUUGCUAUUGUGGGUGAUGUAAAUUCAGGACAACCUGGGUUUGGUGUGUUUAAUGCAGAACAUUUAAAAAAAAGCCCUGGCAUUGAUUAGAAGUAGCAUGUGUGGUGCAUAUAUAUUAAAUAUGAGUUUGGUCAUCAGGGAAUGCACAUUGUCUGCCGAGAGCUGGGAAAUGCCACAUACACACAGGUUGAGCUGAACAUUGCAAUCCUGGGUGUAUGAUACUCCAGUGUGUUCGGAGUGGACGCGACGUUGUAGUUUUGAAAGCAGUGGUGUAUAUUCUACAAAUUGUCUGUAUACAUAAAACCCCUGGAUGAUUAACUGUGCAGUACAUUUCACCUGAUCUUUGCUUUUCAUAUAAAAAAUAAAAUAAAAGAGGAACCGUGAUUUAAAUAAACGUAUAAUCUGUGACAUUGAUUAAACUGCGAAAUGUGAAGACAUUAAAACACAGAAUUGGAUUUCGAGCACAUUUCUACACCUAAUGACUGUGUCUGAAAGCUUAGGCUGUUGCUUAGCUGCCUGCAAAUUCAGAAUGACUGUGGACAGACUUCUGAGGCAGCAGGAAGCUUUAAUGAAUGAGCUUAAUCACGAAAAUAUUCAUUACUUGCUAGAAAUAAGAUCAGAAGUGGAAAAGGUUGGUCAAAAACACACAAAAUGACUUUCAGACACCAUCUUUCAUUAUAGGAUAUUAGUGAAGGAUUCAUCUAUGCUUCCUUCAGAAUCGGGUAAGAUGAAGCCAUCUCACAAACAUUCAGACAUGUCCUCUUAUCAGCAGUAACUGGACGCCUCUGGUGAUGAACAAUGCAACAUUGAGGUCAUGUGAAAACAAGACAAAAAAUGUUUUUUCAUACUGCCACUACAUCACAUUAAAAAAGCAAUAAACAUUAUAGAGAAGAAUGCUCGUAACCAUUU
Messenger RNA from Carassius gibelio (silver crucian carp), 3254 nucleotides. Its product is annotated as histamine H1 receptor-like. Gene Ontology annotation, cellular component: membrane. The record is from RefSeq and is a predicted model, not a curated record. The transcript is spliced from 2 exons. Lineage: Eukaryota; Metazoa; Chordata; Actinopteri; Cypriniformes; Cyprinidae. Gene Ontology annotation, molecular function: histamine receptor activity. Gene Ontology annotation, biological process: positive regulation of vasoconstriction; regulation of vascular permeability; adenylate cyclase-activating adrenergic receptor signaling pathway. The coding region runs from base 492 to 2063 and encodes 523 amino acids.